This is a messenger RNA of Acipenser ruthenus (sterlet), 833 nucleotides long. Its product is annotated as non-histone chromosomal protein HMG-17-like. The coding region runs from base 142 to 381 and encodes 79 amino acids. The record is from RefSeq and is a predicted model, not a curated record. The transcript is spliced from 6 exons. Gene Ontology annotation, molecular function: nucleosomal DNA binding. Gene Ontology annotation, biological process: chromatin organization. Gene Ontology annotation, cellular component: chromatin; nucleus. Lineage: Eukaryota; Metazoa; Chordata; Actinopteri; Acipenseriformes; Acipenseridae.
AUCCGGUUUCCAUCUUAUAUUUCUGUAUAAAAAACUAUAAAAGAUACAACAACCAUUAUUUCACAUUUACCCGCUUUACAGCAAGCGCAUCUGCUCUAGUUUUCAUUUUCUUGUCCAAGCUCCCUAUAGAAACCGUUUACGAUGCCCAAGAGAAAGGCAGAAACUACAAAGGCCAAGAUAGAGCCAGAAAGGCGGUCUAAAAGGUUAUCUGAAAAACCAUCCGCUCCUAAACCUGAACCAAAAGUAAAAAAGGCUGCACCCAAGAAGACGGGUAAAGUUGCAAAGAAGAGCAAGGCUGAAGCUGGAAACAACCCUGCUGAGAAUGGUGAUGCCAAAUCAGACCAGGCACAGAAGAAUGAUGCUUCUGGUGAUGCCAAGUAAACUGCGUGUGAACUUUUGAUAAUUCUAUGUACUCUCUGUGGCUGUACAGAUUGAAAUAACUUUUUUUAUCAAGUUUUAUAAAAAAAAAAAAAAAAAGAUUUGCUGUUAGUUCCAUUGUUAGCCUUCACUUUUGUUUUGAAACAUUAUUAUUUUGUAGAGUUUUUCAUUAGCUUAAAACAUCUAGUUUUUUUUUUUUUUUCUUUUCUUCUAUGCCAUUGGAAAAUCAUUUCCGUCCGGACCAUGUUAAAAUACGAUUGUUCCCUUUUUAUUAAAGUUUAAAAAAAACUGUGGAAUGUUAUCAUAUAUAUCUCUAUUUUUUUUUUUUUACAUUAAGGCAGCUAAACUAUUAACUUUUUAUAUAGGUAGAUGUUUUGGGGUACCCUUUUUAUUGUGUAUUUAUUUUUCACAGAUUUUUGUAAAACAAAUACCGAUGAAUAAAAUAAAGAAAUAAG